AUGUUUUCUAGUUUUGGUUCAUCAUUUGGGUUCGGAUCCCCACCGCCAAUGAAUAAUAAAUUUGAAGAGUAUUUUCGAUGUUAUCCGGUUUCAAUGAUGCCAGAAUUAAUAAGAAAGGAUGAUGCCAAUUAUGGAGGCAAAAUAUUCUUACCACCAUCAGCAUUAAACAAAUUGACCAUGUUACAUAUAAGAUACCCUAUGUUAUUUGAAUUAAAGAAUGAACAAAAUGAUAAAUUGACCCAUUCUGGUGUUUUAGAAUUCAUUGCUGAAGAAGGAAGAACCUAUUUACCCCAAUGGAUGAUGAGUACAUUACAAUUAUCACCUGGAUCUUUAAUUAAAAUAACUAAUUGUGAUUUGAGCUUGGGGAAGUUUGUUAAGAUUGAACCACAAAGUGUUGAUUUCUUGGAUAUAAGUGAUCCAAAAGCCGUUUUGGAAAAUGUGUUGAGAAAAUUCUCCACAUUAACAGUAAAUGAUAUAAUUGAAGUUAAUUAUAAUGACACUAUAUAUGGUAUCAAAGUUUUGGAAGUUAAACCAGAUAACACUUCACAAGGUAUUUGUGUGGUUGAGACAGACUUAGAAACAGACUUUGCUCCUCCGGUAGGAUAUGUUGAACCGGAAUAUAAACCAAAAGCAAUUAAGCCAGAGACAACACCAAUAGACCCUUCAAAAGUCAGUAGAGGCGCAGGUGCAGCAACAAUGGCUAAAUCUAUUAAUUAUGCUAAAUUAGUUGCUGAUUCAGGUAAAGUGGAGAAGUUUACAGGUAGUGGUCAAAAAUUGUCCGGGAAGACUGUGGAGACAAAAAAAGAUGAGGAAACCAACAAAUCAUAUAAUAUUGAUGAUUUAGACCCUAAUGCACCUCCUGUUCCAUUGAAUUUACCAGAGAACCAAUUAUUUUUUGGAUUCCCUGUGGUGUUGCCUACACCAGAAGAACUGGAAGAAGGAGCUAAUGACGAGUUUAAGAAGAAACAGGAAGCAUUUUCUGGGUCUGGCCAGUCUUUGAGACAAAGCAAGAAGCGUAAAGAUAAGAGCACAAAUUAUCCUUCACUAAAGAAUCAUUCAAGAAGUCCAGACGUCAUAGAAAUUGAUUGA
This is a messenger RNA of Candida tropicalis MYA-3404, 1089 nucleotides long. Its product is annotated as polyubiquitin-binding protein. The transcript has a single exon. The coding region runs from base 1 to 1089 and encodes 362 amino acids. Lineage: Eukaryota; Fungi; Ascomycota; Pichiomycetes; Serinales; Debaryomycetaceae. The record is from RefSeq and is a predicted model, not a curated record. Gene Ontology annotation, molecular function: polyubiquitin modification-dependent protein binding. Gene Ontology annotation, cellular component: VCP-NPL4-UFD1 AAA ATPase complex.